Megalopta genalis is the source of this 9523-nucleotide messenger RNA. RefSeq names its product leucine rich repeat containing protein 7 lap1 (gene Lap1). The record is from RefSeq and is a predicted model, not a curated record. Gene Ontology annotation, biological process: establishment or maintenance of epithelial cell apical/basal polarity; embryo development; neurotransmitter receptor transport postsynaptic membrane to endosome. Gene Ontology annotation, cellular component: basolateral plasma membrane; postsynaptic membrane; postsynaptic density. Gene Ontology annotation, molecular function: protein kinase binding. Lineage: Eukaryota; Metazoa; Arthropoda; Insecta; Hymenoptera; Halictidae.
UAUAUGCAACGCUGCCGCUUCUUCAAGUUGUGAGCAAUUGGUGAGCAAUUAUAUGCAAUUAAAGAGCAAUUUUUCAGCUGUUUCAUCGAUAUUGUGAGCCAGCUUCACACAGGUGGACCGGGUGCAUGCACUAAAUGAAGAAGGAAAUGUGGCGACAUUUGAAACGUUGGAAAUUACGACUAUAUUCGAACCACCGAGAAGUGCGGUAAUAAUUGAAAAUAUACAGCUCAAUGAUUCUCUUAACAAUCGCGUUUACAAUUUUGAAUUGUCCGAAUAUUUGAUCAUCUACGCGCAUGGUGACCCACAAAGCGUGUACGUAAGCGCACUGGUUUUUGAAAAACGCGGGAGUUUCUCCUCUUGGUGUACUCUAUGCCUGGCCAAAUUGUAUUCCCCUUCCCCCCACCAUCAUUUACAGUUGGAUUUCUUCAGUGCUUCUCAACUACCGUUCAGGUACGAUUAAUUCAAAUUCUCUGGCUUAACUUAAACUUUAUUAUUUAGUUUGGAAUGCUGAAAAAAUAUACGAAACUAAGGAUAUUAAAAAGGAUAUUACAGAUAUUUAGUUCGUAAGCCUAACAAACACAUAGACAAAGCAGGCAAAGUUGGGCAAAUUUCGUUCAAGCAUCACUAUGUAUAGAACCGAGUAGGGAUAUAUAUCCCCCUCUCGGCUUAAAGUUGCCAACAACGGUGCACCCUGGCAUAGAAUUGGCUCGUUUUUACACGAUAAAAAUCUGGCUGUGAUCGAUUCAGGCUGCUACACCAUGCUACACCAAGACAACUCAAUAACGGUUCAUUAAACUGGAGCUCUAUAUUUUCCGCACAAGUUUCGCACGAUCUGUCAGCCUCGAAAUAAAUCGUGAAGCAAGAUACCGUGAAAAUUCAUCGACGCAGCAUUAUGAACGGGCCAUUACGUUUCUUUGAAGGUUUUUCUUUCAAUGAAUAAUAGGGUUCCGUACGUUUGUUCGAUAAAUGUGUCGGGAACCGUUGCAUCGCCCGGUUGCCGUUUGUGAUCGGUCGUCGUUAGGAUAACAACGAGGACGAUCGUAAUUGAUGAGUGAAUAGUGAGAUAUGCCCAUGAAAGAAGUCCUUGAAGAAAUCUAUCGAAUAACCUGCACCUCUUGACAUCUACUCGGUGUCGAUCGGUACAUCGUCGCAAGCUGUGCGAUCCAUUCUCGAUACUGAUUCAGAACGAGAAGAUAGUGAGUCGCUUUUCGUGGUGUUCCGCGAUGAUGCGGCUGGAGACGAUCCUGGCGAAGCCGGCACGAAAGAAACGGAACGUCGACGCACUGAUUGCCGAAUGAUUCCCGAGGAUCACAUGGAACAAUAGUCUUUAGAGAGUCUCGCACUGUUCGGACCUGUCUGCUUGCCAUACAUAUAUCGAUGCUCUUAGGGAAUCGUUGUUGAAGUAUUAUAGUUAUACAUGAAAUGGGUAGUGCUUGGUGGCAGUGCGCUGCAUGUCUGAGAGCACAAGAAGAAGAUAUCUACGAGUUGAACUUGAGCCACUAUAAUCUUUAUGAUGUACCACCUGACGUGUUCAUUUAUGAAAGAACAUUGGAAAAGCUUUGUCUGGACUGUAAUAGAAUAAAGGAUCUUCCAAGGCCACUGUUUCAGUGCCAUGAGUUACGAGUACUAUCCCUUAGCGAUAAUGAAGUCACCACGUUACCACCCGCCAUAGCAUCGUUAAUCAACCUUGAAUAUCUAGACCUCAGUAAAAAUAGUAUUAAAGAACUACCAGACAGUAUAAAAGAAUGUAAAAAUCUUCGUUCCAUAGAUAUCAGUGUUAAUCCUUUCGAACGUUUUCCCGAUGCUAUUACGCACAUCGUUGAGUUGCGGGAAUUAUAUAUAAACGAUGCAUAUAUAGAAUAUUUGCCAGCUAAUUUCGGGAGACUCUCGGCUCUCAGAACUCUGGAGCUUAGGGUUAAUAACAUGGUGACAUUACCAAAGAGCAUGAGUCGUCUGGUAAACUUGCAAAGACUUGAUAUUGGCAACAAUGACUUCACUGAAUUGCCUGAGGUUGUUGGGGAUCUAAUCAAUCUCACCGAGCUGUGGAUAGACGGGAAUGAUAUCAAGCGUAUACCAGUCAACAUCAAUCAACUGUACCGUUUGAAUCAUUUCGAUUGCACGAUGAACACGAUCCACGUGCUCCCAUCGGAGAUAGAAGGCUGGAGAGAUAUUUCGAUUAUGCAUCUUUCUUCCAAUGAGAUUUAUCAGUUACCGAAUUCCCUGUGCUAUCUGCGAACAAUCGUGACCCUCAAAGUCGAUCGCAAUCAAUUGAGUGCACUGCCAAACGACAUCGGACAAAUGUCGAACUUAGAGGAGCUUAUAGUUACUAAGAACUUUCUUGAGUAUCUACCAUCGUCGAUAGGUCUUCUACGGAAACUGCACUGUUUGAACGCUGACAAUAACUGCUUGAGAUGCCUUCCGCCAGAGAUCGGAAGCUGCACCUCGUUAUCGUUGCUUUCAUUGCGAUCAAAUUAUCUGACCCGGGUCCCGCCAGAGUUGGGUCAUUUGUCCUCGUUAAGAGUACUCAAUCUCGUGAACAAUUGCAUUAAAUAUUUGCCUGUUUCUAUGUUAAACUUGAAUAACUUGAAAGCGUUAUGGCUGAGCGACAAUCAAAGUCAACCACUGGUGCCACUGCAACAGGAGUUCAAUUGCGAGGAGGAUAUGAUGGUCUUGAGCUGUUUCAUGCUACCGCAGAAUCCGCGGCAGGAACUUGAGCAAAUACCGCCGGCUGUAGGACUAAUUUCGAGUUCGAUUGUUGGUACCGGAAAGAGAAUAUGUUUUGCUGCUGAGGUAGAAUCCGAGAUCCCUAGACAACUCCAUCGAGCACCAACACCCUACCCUAAAGAGCUGCGCAACCUUGCUAGGCAUGCCCGUAAUUUGCAACAUCAAUCAGCUCAUGAUCAAAGAAUGCAUUUAGAACAGGAGACAAUGAUCAAAGAAGCUAUUAUUGCAAAAGCUACUACUACUCUGGAUCUUGCCUCAAAAACUGGGACCUGUUUCUCACAAAGUUUCUUUAAUAAGGGUUCACAUGCUUCACUCUCACCUGUCGAUCGCAACACAUCAAAAGGAUACAAGAGCGCGAGCCCUACGGAUAUCGGAACGGAGCAGUCAGUGUCAGAGGAAUCAUCGGACGAGGCAAACAAGACAGUGCUCGCAAAGGAGAAGAGUCCAGACAUCCGAGAAGCAAAGUAUAUCCGUAACCCGACAUCGGAGUAUUUAUCAAAGCCCCCGACAGUGGCGGAUUACGUGAACUCGACGUGGAAACCGGACGAAUACUCGAAAGCGAACACAGCAAAAAUCGUGGAAUCGGAGAAGUUCGCCGUAGGCAGUAACAACGGCGAUCAGAUGCACAUACAAGCGCCAAAAUUGAACGAAAUUCCCCCUGUGCCACCGCCUUAUCAUAUCGCUGCUGCGUUCUCCAAGAAAGCAGCACUUUUCCAACAGUUAAAUCAAUCUGGUCAAUCGGACUCUCCAAUGAUCGUCUCCCCGCAAACGGACGUUAACAUAUCAAAUCUGAAGGUGUCUCAGGAAACUCAGAACUAUGAUGGAAACGACGAGUCGUUCAAAGCGGAGGAAUACGUGCGUCUGUGCAACGAGAAGUUCUCGUCCAACACGGAUGGCUCGGACGUGGCCAUCAGCAAUGGGAAAACAGAUUCCACUCCCGAUCAGACGAAUCUGUUGACCGAACCGAGUGACCAGGAGCAAUCCUUUGAGGGCGAUCGAUCGUUGAAGCCGAGCAGGAUCCCGAUCUUGAAAACGAAGCACCUGGACUCCGCGAAUCCCGCGCCCAACAACAGCGACUUGUCCAACAAGUGCAUGAACUCUUCCACAGAGGACUACGAGAGUUUGAAGAUGCUGAAUUCCUCGAGUAUCCCCACGUCACCUGUAACGGGCAAGAAGUACAGAAGUCCGCUCUCCAUGCAACCGAAGUUCGGUGAUCGACCGAAAAAAAUAAUGAACGGGACCGUAUCGAACAAUAACGCGUCCUGCGAUAAUCUGUCGUCGCUGAACACCAUGAAUUCGAAUUUAAUUGGAAAUCCAGGUUUGGAUUGUCAGGAUGGUCCGUUGAAGAGCGUACCCAAUGAAAUGUCGGACGCAAACAGUCCUACGAGUCUGAAGAACGAGACUAAUUCCGGCCGAAGCACGCCGGUCCUGCUGAACAACAAGUCUUUGAGCGAGUUGGUCAAUUUGGACAGGAGACCGAGGUUCAAGUGGAUGUUUGGCCCCCAUAGAAAUGCUAACGUAUUGCCUGUUCAAGUUAGAAAGAACCCGGGCCUCGGUUUUAGCAUAGCUGGCGGUGUUGCAGGCGCGGAAACCGGAAUUAUAGUGACCAAAGUGAACCCUGACGGGCCUGCUCAAGGCACUCUUCGACCUGGAGAUAAGAUUCUGGAGGUGGACGGUAUAGAUUUCACAAAGUCCGAUCACAACAACGCCGUGGCUGUUCUUCGAGCGACCGGUGCCGUUGUGUCGAUGAUGAUCAGCCGCCACCAAUGACGCCAGACUAUCGGUUGAUCAGCAUCGACUCCCGCGAUUCCUGACUGAUUUACGUAAGCCCUUAUAUCUUGUAUUUUCGUUUUGUUACGAUUAAUCGACACGGAGGAAGAUCGGCGAUGAAGAGGACUCUUGCUUGGUUCGCUUGUUUGCAAACAACGUUGGUAGUGCUCUCUCUCCGACACUGUCGAGCGACUGAUUUGUACGACUGAGGCAGCGUUACCAAAGGUGAGAGUGGGCAGUUCACAGAUGAAACAAAAUGUUUGGCUUCCAGUGGUCGUACGCGAUUCGCAUAAAUAUAUACACCUAAGUACUCAUACAUACAUACAUACACACAGACAUACGAUACAAACACGUCGUGUUUAAGGGAAUGAGUAACAAUAAGCGGCAGUCGACAAUUCGUUAGGGUAUACAGUAGACUAGGAGCAUGGUCCCCUGCACAAUUAUCGGAGGCGAAAGAGGUUUGAACAUUGUGAUGUACAAGAGAGUUAUUUUUAAGAGAAUAUUUCUUCACGGGCCAAUUCAUAUGGAUAGCGUAAGGUAGUGGCUAUUUAGCGAACAGUUUAGAUAAGUUCAAACCCCUAAUACCCAGGGUGACAAUGAAAUAAUCACUGACCCCGUGAACAUAUGCAUUAUGUUGUUUUAUGGUGUUGGUUGUAUUCGUGUGGACUCGCUUGUUCUCCUGCAUGGAGAGCUGACAAUGUGCCAGAAACAAAUUACUAUUUAUUAAUCGUAUACAUGCAAAGUAAUUAUAUUAAAGUGAAUCUAUGUAUAUGUAUAUAUAUAUACACACACAUAUAUAGAGAGUAUAUAUUGUGAAUACAUAUAUAUAUAUAUAUAUCGUAGAUUUGCCGGGUCAAUCGUGAGAAAUAGGACACCCGAAUGUCCCUGUUCGAGUGAAAGAUCAAAGACACUGGUCAAGACAAAAGUUCAAAUAUGGGUCACACGUGAUUCUCGAGGUCGUUCGAAGACCGUCGAUGUGUUUUUAGACGACACUAUAAAACUAAAAAUACAAUAUUCAAGAAAAUAUCGACGAUCUUCGAAUAAUUCCGAACAAAAUCUUUUCGGUGACAAUUUAGGCAAUUUAAAUAGAGUCGUUCGGAUGUCCUAUUUUCGCGAGUCACCCUGCACGUUAUAUGCGACAUUAUCUUUGAUAGUUGGAUGGGAUUUUUGCAGACUUUUUCUUUUUUUAUAUAUACGAAUACAUAUAUAUAUAUAUAUUUUUUUUUCGGAUGCGUUGAAAUGUUUUCUAUCUUAAAUUUGCACAAACAUUACGAUGAGUGAGCUCUAUUUCUUUGUUUUAAAUAAUAUGUAUUAUUUUAUAAGACGGCAUUCGGUACGAUGCGGAGACAAAAGUAUUCUUCUAUGUGCCGUAAUUCGGCUCGUUUCGUUUUUAUUGGACGACUAGGCAAUUUUAUGCUCGUUUUGCUUGCCAUGGAUUCGUGAUACGUUUUAUAUUUUAAUGAUGGCUAAAGGAAAAGUUUAUUUUAUGAGUUUUUUUUUUCUUUCUUUCUUUCAUUAUGUUUCUCUUCUUUCCUCCUCCGGAUGUUAGUAUUUUCGACGAGAGAGACGUAUCGUCGUCUCGUUGUGGUUGUGAAUCAUUAUGAUACUCGAAUUCACUCGUAUGUUAAAGGAACAAAAGUGUAUGUACCUCGUAGAGGAAACUGUUCUCUCGGCGACAGUUAUCGUAAGAUAAAAGGAAAAGCGAACGCUACUUUUCUAUGUUAGUGGAUCGGCAACAGGCGGAAUGAAAGUUAUUCGCACACGUAAAUGGCGUAGAGCUGUGAGAUCGAUGUUUUAGAAAGGUUGUAAACGACGAUGUGUAAGCACCAUGCGGAAAACGAUUUGCCUGGACGAAUACACCGGUUCGAAUCGGUAUGCGUACUUUUACAAGAAGAUCGUAAUACUGCACUUUACCUCGCAUAGGAAACUGUUAGGCGCAUUCUUCUCGUUCAAACUGCGGAUGUUCGUUGGACUUCAGCUCCCAAGAUUUCUUACGAUUUGUCUAUUUAAGAUUCUAUCCAAAUUCGAUAAUCGGACUGCGGGUUUCAUGGAUUUGUAUGAAAAAUGAGCAUGCGAAAUAUAAAACAAUAGAAAUGCAUUGUAAGCGUGUAAACAUAACGAGCACGUUGUUCGACGAAUAAUGAUAAUUAUUAACCGAGAAAGCAAAUCUCCAUUUCACUGUCUUUUCUUGUAACGUGUACGCAUAAAGAUAUUAUUUCGCAUAAACAAUAUCCGCGGUCACUGAGAACUCUUGUCAGCUGCAUGAACAACCGCAGCAUUAAUUAAUUCUACACUAUUCCGUUUCCACAGAUUAGAAGAGAACAGUUCUUGUUUUCCGUUGUUUCUUAGACUGUCUCUUUCAGGACAUUCGAAUGUUUGUUUGUUUCGUUAGAUAUCUAUUUAAGCACACACGCACACACGCGCGCACACACAUACACACACACACAAACCUCUGUGUUAAUGUUGAAAUAACGUAUUACCAGUUAAAAGUUGCGGUAGCGACGGAGGCGGCGUAUUUAUGAGUGUGUGUCUGUUGAGCAUGAUUUCAAAUCUACGUGUACAUAUAUAUAAUUAUGUAAUAAGUAUAUGCUAGUGAGUAAGAGUUACUCUAUACACGAUAUUCUACAAUUCUCCGAGCCUCGGGAUCGUCCAGCAUGCGUCGUUUUCUUCCUCCGGGACCGUGACGAGGCUUGGAUUUUCCAGAAUUGAGAAUCACGGCGGAAAAUGUAUAUUUUCAGAAAGACUUCCUUCAAGUUACAAAACAAAAAGCCCAUAGAGACCCGCUCGCUGUCUAUGGGGGUGUCGCGGCACACACAUUUCACACACAUACGCGUACAUAUGUCUUAGGCACGCGAGUGCGCGGCGAUAUAUAUUUUCCAAACGAGCGGCGCGGAAGAAGCAAAAAGAAGAAAAAAAAGAAUUAUUUUUUAUCCUGACUUUUUGCUUGCGUAUUUUGUAAAAUCUUUAAACGACUAAUAUACUCGAUUGAUGAGGUAUUCUUAGUGAGAGUUAUACACGAUCCGGGGACUUCUAAGUUUAAGCUGUUGUUGUCCGAUAUUCAAAAGCGAAAACCUGACGAUGCUCGAGAAUGACGUAGGAUGCACCGUUGCUUUCCUUUCGUUUUUUCUUUUUUUUUUUCUUUUUCUUUUCAAAUCUUUGGUUUCUUUCUUCACUCUCGACGAGUAUACGCGUAGCUUUAUCCGACGAAAGCAGCUUUGCAUUUACACUCUUGGACUAACUACAUUACCAAUAAUAAUCUAUAUACACCUAGUCAUAUUCGCGCGCGCGAGAGAUAAGUAUAGUAUGAUUGAGGGCGGGGACAAGCCCCCGCCCGAUCACGUCUGUGUUUCUAUCGAUACUCUUCUCUAUCUCUCUCUCUCUCUCUCUCUCUCUCUAUCCGUAGGGUUUCCAUUUUCUUUCGAUUAAGAGAGCUGCGAUAGGGACGAGGUUCUCUCUCGUUCGUCCGUCGAAACCGGGAACCUGCAUUUAUUCGUAGUCGAUAUCGUUUCUUUUUUAUGCCAGAUAGUUUGUCCGGUGGCGGAUUAUGCGAAACAGAAUUUCGGGGGAUCGAAACCUCGAUAAUGUUGAGAACGAGAGAAAGCAGCGAAAUUUUUAUAUUACUUCUCAAUUUUAUCUUCGUUUGAAUGUGAAUUCUUUUAUUAGGAUUUUUGCCCUUACAAACUAAAAUAUUUAUAAAAUAUUUAUACGACAACUAAGUUAUACAGAUUUUUCUUAACAAGUCGCAGUCUUACGUUCGAUUAGAUUAAUCGAUAGCGUUUAAUAGAAUACGGAACAGCCGAAGAUUUUGUUGAUAAUUCUGCGACGAUGGCAAUUUCAUUUGUAAACUAACAAAAGUUGUCUCUGAGGUCUAUUAACUUGCUUCGAGAUCAACAUUCAACAUCAUUGGGGGUUUCUUGAAAAGAAAAAGAAAUAUUAGCAGGCUUUCGGUGGUGAUAUUGAAUCGUUAACGAAACGUGUCAAAUAUUAACAGUUCAUCGCCGGUUUCGGUAAUUGGGGAAUUAAUUUUAAAUGGAAUUGCUUCUCGUUAAAGUGCUUUGAUAUCGCAGGAUCUAUCGGGCCGGUAAUUUGCCGGCCGACACGCGAAUAGAAUUCUAACAUUGUUGUUGCGAACGAUCACCGGAGGGAGGGGGGGGGUAAUUUAGUCGAGCAAUUAAGUAGCAAUAAUCCGCCACAUCGUUAGUAUCGUUCGAGGAUUUCGGUUCUCGUUUCUCCGAAAGGCAACUUGAUUAUCAUACAAAAUUUUGGACCAUGCGAACAUAUAUAUACAAUCUUUUCUACUACUCUAACUACUAAACAGACUGACUACUUUUUGAGUAAAUAUUUAUGUGGCAUUUAAGGGAAUGGAAUGAUUGCGUGGGAGCACGGGUGUGACUGAGUACAUGGGAUACAAUUAUUAUAAAACCGUGUAUAUAUACGUAUAUAAAGAGUUACGAGAUACGUAAAUACCGAUAAGUGGUCGUACUCAUUAUGAACAUCUUUUUAUCGUUUCAACAUGCGUGAAUUCCGAUGAUUAGACUUUGUUUCUCUUUUCUCCAAUCUACGCUCAGAAUAUUCCCGUAGAGAAAAUCUGUGUCUAUCCGCCCCCUCCCCCCCUCUCCCCCUUCUCCACACUUCUCACGAGAAGAGCAAUCAAUGCACAAAGGAUACUAAUCAGUACAACCACUUCCUUGACAUAUUUUUUUGUAUAUAUAUAUGUAUAUAUAUAAAUACAUAUAUAUAUUCUCCUAGCAUAAUUUGUAUGAACAAUGUGUAAUAGAUUUAAUGUACAAAAAUGCUCACAGUUCGACUGGUCAUCGUAUAUAUAUAUAUAUAUAUAUAUAAAAAUAUAUAUAUAUAUAUAUAAUUAAUAACUACCAUUACAAGUUGUAACACUUUGAAUAUGUUAGUGAACAUACAAGCAAACAGAUAAAAAUGACAAAAAACAAGAUAUUUUAUCUUUAUGAAAAAAACAAAGUCCUAGUUGGUUGUGCAGCAAUAAAUAAAUUAAUAUUUACGUACAAAAAAAAAA